UUUUGUAUAUUUGAAUUUAUUUUCUGUGCCAUAGAUAUAUUUUUAAAAUGCAAAGUAACAAAUUCAAAUUAUUAAUACCUAAUUUUAAAAUAAUUUUUUAAUUGACUUCUCUCAAAUCAAUCUUAUACUGAUGUGAAAUAAUUUCUAAAUUAAUUAAAGCACAAUAACUGUGACAUGGUGGACCUGCAAGAUAACAUCGAUUUUCAAAGAGACAGAUUUCCUUUCUGUAUAGUGUGGACACCAAUACCAGUUUUAACUUGGUUUUUUCCAAUAAUUGGCCAUAUGGGAAUAGCCCUAUCUUCGGGGGUAAUUAGAGAUUUUGCUGGACCAUAUUAUGUUUCAGAAGAUAACAUGGCUUUUGGACGACCCACCAAAUAUUGGCAAUUAUCACCAUCUUUAGCAAUGGGAGGAGGAUCAGGCUGGGAUGAAGCAGUUACAAAAGCUUCUGAGAUAUAUAAAAGCAGAAUGCAUAAUUUAUUGUGUGACAAUUGUCAUUCUCAUGUUGCUACUGCUUUAAAUUUAAUGCAUUAUGAUGGAUCCAGGAAGUGGAAUAUGGUCAAACUAGCAAUGCUGAUAACAUAUCAUGGAAAAUAUAUUUCACUUGUUGGAUAUUUAAGAACAUGGGCCCCAAUGUAUGCUUUAAUUUUACUUAUUGUUUUAGUUAUUACAUUAUGUUAAAAUACUGAAACAAAUUAAACACUUAAUUCACUUAAAAAUAUUUGUAAUGAUAGAGCACCGGGCUCUUCUAAAAACAACUUUACCAUUUUUCUGUGAAUUAUACUGCAUGUAGCUCUGCAAUUUGUUAGUUGCAUUCCUGUGAGGAACAUUAAAAAUUUCUUCAGGUC
Molecule: messenger RNA, 845 nt
Organism: Cylas formicarius (sweet potato weevil)
Lineage: Eukaryota; Metazoa; Arthropoda; Insecta; Coleoptera; Brentidae
Product: transmembrane protein 222
Exons: 1
Coding region: 175-678 (167 amino acids)
Source: RefSeq, a predicted model, not a curated record